Tauraco erythrolophus (red-crested turaco) is the source of this 729-nucleotide messenger RNA. The record is from RefSeq and is a predicted model, not a curated record. Lineage: Eukaryota; Metazoa; Chordata; Aves; Musophagiformes; Musophagidae.
AAGAUGGGGAAGAAGAGCCGAGUGAAAACUCAGAAGUCGGGUACAGGAGCCACAGCAACAGUAUCUCCAAAGGAAAUGUUGAAUUUAAUUAGUGACUUAUUGCAAAAAUGCAGCAGUCCUACCCCAGGUCCUGGUAAGGAAUGGGAAGAAUAUAUACAGAUUCGUUCACUUGUUGAGAAAAUUCGCAAAAAGCAAAAAGGUUUGUCUAUUGUCUUUGAUGGAAAAAGAGAUGACUAUUUCCCUGAACUGAUAAAGUGGGCAACUGAAAAUGGAGCAUCCACAGAGGGUUUUGAAAUAGCUAACUUUGAAGAGGAGGGGUUUGGUUUGAAAGCAACAAGAGAGAUAAAGGCUGAAGAGUUGUUUUUGUGGGUUCCUCGAAAACUGUUGAUGACAGUUGAGUCAGCUAAAAAUUCAGUAUUAGGAUCCCUGUAUUCUCAAGAUCGAAUUCUUCAGGCCAUGGGCAAUAUAACAUUGGCAUUUCAUCUUCUUUGUGAGCGAGCCAACCCCAACUCUUUCUGGCUGCCCUACAUCCAGACGCUCCCCAGUGAAUAUGACACUCCUCUCUAUUUUGAAGAAGAUGAAGUGCAGUAUCUUCAGUCAACUCAGGCCAUACAUGAUGUCUUUAGCCAAUAUAAAAAUACAGCUCGACAGUAUGCCUAUUUCUACAAAGUUAUUCAGGUAAGCAUCUUAAAUGUAAGCCUGUUUGUAGUUUACUACAGAGGAGUUUUU